This is a messenger RNA of Balaenoptera musculus (blue whale), 1065 nucleotides long. RefSeq names its product transmembrane protein 176A (gene TMEM176A). NCBI's taxonomy places the organism in Eukaryota, Metazoa, Chordata, Mammalia, Artiodactyla, Balaenopteridae. The record is from RefSeq and is a predicted model, not a curated record. Gene Ontology annotation, cellular component: membrane.
CCCCCACUCAGCCGUCCCCAGCCCUCCUAUCACCCUCGACCGUGACUGUCGGUCCCCGAGGAGAGCAGGCGGGUGUCCACAGGCUUGGGGAUGGCAGGUGGCGGGGAGGUGGCCGCUGGAGCUCCCCAGCCCACCUGCAUCAAGGUGCACAUCCGCCAGGAGUCGGCUCUGGCCAAGCUGCUGCUGAGCGGCUGCAGCCCCGCGUGCCCCCGCCCCACGGCCUCCCGGGCCCUGGGCCGCCGCCGGCUGCUGGUGGCCUCCUGGGCGGUGCAGAUCGUGCUGGGCGUGUUGAGUGGGGUCCUGGGAGGAGUCCUCUUCAUCUUCUACUACACCACGCUGCCUGGAUCGGGAGCUCCCAUCUGGACAGGGGCGGUGGCUGUGCUGGCUGGUGCUGUCGCCUUCAUUUAUGAGAAACGAGGUGGCACCUACUGGGCCCUGCUGAGGACCCUGCUCGCCCUGGCAGCUUUCUCCACGGCCACAGCCGCCAUCAUCAUCGGGGCUAGAAGUUUCCAUGAGUACCACCAUGUUUUCUUUCACAGUAUCUGUGAUGUCUCCCCUUCCUGGGGGCCCACCAGGGCCCCCAGCUCUCCGAGUGCAGACAUGGGAAGGCUGAAGCUGUGCACCUCCUAUGUGAACAUGCUGAAGGCCCUGUUCAUAAGUAUCAAUGCCAUGCUGUUGGGGGUCUGGGCUCUACUGCUUCUGGCAUCUCUGGUCCCCCUGUGUCUGUGCUGCUGGAGAAAAUACCGACCUAAGGAGAAAAGAGACCCUCCCUUGGAAGAAACUGCUGGGAGUGAGUGAAAUUAGCCCUGCUUCUCCAGAGGACUCAUGUCUGGAGCUCCGCCGGGACUGGGUGUCCCAGCAUCUGCCUGGUGGAAGAAGAACCAGGCUGGGAAGAGAGGCUCUCCUCUGGCCCCAGUUAUCCUUCCCCCAUGGCCACAGCCACUGCCCUGCACCACCAACCAUCAGAGCUGCUCUGGUCCAUUUCCUGCUCACCUUCACCAUCCUGCCUGCUUCAUGUCCCCUCUUGAGCAAUGAUGAUAAUAAACUCUCGUGCUGUUGCUCCCA